Messenger RNA from Labrus bergylta (ballan wrasse), 1486 nucleotides. RefSeq names its product homeobox B13a (gene hoxb13a). Lineage: Eukaryota; Metazoa; Chordata; Actinopteri; Labriformes; Labridae. Gene Ontology annotation, molecular function: DNA-binding transcription factor activity, RNA polymerase II-specific; RNA polymerase II cis-regulatory region sequence-specific DNA binding. Gene Ontology annotation, biological process: regulation of transcription by RNA polymerase II. The record is from RefSeq and is a predicted model, not a curated record.
UCAGACUGGAAUCAAUGCGUAAACCUGAGCUCCUCUUUCAGCAGAUGUAGCAGCUCUGCGCGCGGUAGCAGGAAACAAAAUCUGAGAGGAAACGGAGACGAACGGAAGCCAGACCGGGAACAGGAGCGCAUAUGACCGCCUCCCUGGUCCUCAACCCUCGCUGGCCAGCGGACACGGUGAUGUUUGUGUAUGACAACAACCUGGACGACCUGAACAAGAACAUGGAGGGGCUGGUGGGCAGCGGAAACUUCGCCGCUAGCCAGUGCCGCAACAUCAUGGCGCACUCCGCGGCUGCCGCUGCUCUGGGCGGUCACCCGUCCGGUCUGGUGCACUCCUCGGCCGGGUACCCCACCGUGGAUGUGUCUGCUUCCGGCUCCAGUGAGUCUGGAGCGUCCUCGGGGAAGCAGUGCGCGGCCGGACCGUGUCCUGCGUCGGCCGUGCCGCAUCAGAGCUCCUCUGCCGCCACCGCGUUACCGUAUGGCUACUUUGGUAACGGUUACUACCCGUGUAGGAUGGGGCGGGGUUCCCUGAAGUCCUGCACGCAGGCGGCCGGCUCUCAGUACAUGGACACCACGGUGAACUCAGACGAGUACUCGAACCACCGGGCCAAAGAGUUCGCCUUCUAUCACGGCUACCCGAGUCCGUACCAGUCCAUGGCCAGCUACCUGGAUGUGUCGGUGGUCCAGACUUUGGGCACCGGAGAGCCGCGCCAUGACACCCUACUCCCCAUGGACAGCUACCAGCCCUGGGCUCUGACCAACGGCUGGGGGGGUCAAAUGUACUGCUCCAAGGAUCAGGGACAGGCCGGACACCUGUGGAAGUCCGCGCUGGCAGAUGUGGUGGCUCAUCAGCACGACGGCUCGCCUUUCCGCCGCGGCAGGAAGAAGCGGAUCCCGUACACCAAGGUGCAGCUGAAGGAGCUGGAGAAGGAAUACGGGGCCAACAAAUUCAUCACCAAGGACAAGAGGAGGAAGAUCUCCGCCGCCACCAACCUGUCGGAGCGGCAGAUCACCAUCUGGUUCCAGAACCGGAGGGUGAAGGAGAAGAAGUUCGUGGCCAAAGUGAAGAGCAGCGCGCCGUAGCAUGCAGGCUCGCGCGCUCUGGACGGUUAAAUGAAGGAUCUGGAUGUGUCUGUGUGUGUUAAACAUGAAGAAUGAACCGACAGACACCAUACACAUGGAAAAUAAAUGAACUCGAUGGUACUCCUGAUGGACUGGGGCUGUGCGUAAAAGCGCGUGUCAAGAAGAAAACAAAUUUAAAAAAAGGACAUAAAGGAGAAGAAGAGAACCAAAGCCCUCUUCCUGUACAUACAGCACCUUCCUGCCUGCCUCGAUGUAACUGUCUGUCUCCUGUCUGUGUUUUACUGUCUGUCCGUGUUGUUCGUGUAACACACUAUAUGCUGUUCAUACUGUUUAUAACGCCUGUAAACCAGUAAUCCCAGUACUCCCAGUAUAGUGCAUCACUUAAUAAACACCUUUAAUCCCGA